Colletotrichum acutatum is the source of this 924-nucleotide messenger RNA. RefSeq lists its product as uncharacterized. The transcript has 2 exons. The record is from RefSeq and is a predicted model, not a curated record. NCBI's taxonomy places the organism in Eukaryota, Fungi, Ascomycota, Sordariomycetes, Glomerellales, Glomerellaceae. Bases 1 to 924 code for a protein of 307 amino acids.
AUGACCAUAACGAAUCCUGGUUCCUUUCCCGGCUUGGAAAACAUCGAAUAUCAUGGUAUUGGCAUGAGCUCGGAGGUCAACGUACUUGGCUUCUGCCGCGACGGAUCAAGAUCACCCGACGGAUCCAGUAUCAGCUUAGAACCGAGGAUAGAGGAGAAGAAUCUGUUCCGCUCAGAAAUUGAGCUCCCAAAACAAGCUUUCCGUCGGUCAUCCGCUCCAUCUCCUGAGUCCGUGGUGGAUGUCAAUGGAAGCACUGCCAGCAGCACAAACUUGCAGCAUGACGAGACCAGACGAGUAGCGCGGUCGCGGCCUGCAACCCCAGCAACGCCCGAGGCUUCAUCGUCUGAUAGCUUGGCGACAAGAACACCACCAAUCGCUGGGCCAUUGGAAUCGUACUUGGCAUGCCCUCAAUCGCAUGAGAGACGUGCGCUUUGGCUGCCACCUAACAACGAUGACGAUCGAGAGCGAGACGCGAACUCUUCCAAUUGCGGAUCGGUAACUCUUGGGAAGAGAAGAGUCCCUGGAGUGUACGAACAGAUCAAACGCAGCACGUCGCCUUUUGGGACCACCGGAGGCGCUGACGAUGCUACAGCGGAACAGCCAUUGACGCAUUACCUGUCCUCAGUCCAUCCCCACGAAGUACUGGCGUAUCACAUGUGGGAGCUUGCUUCGAAAGAAAACGAGCGAGACCCAAGCUUCGAGUUGGGUGUGCCCAGACUAUCGGAGAAUGCGGUACUGGCUUCGAAUUCGCCCAUAUCUCCGGAGGCCAGCAGCCAUAGGGAAGUCGAUAUCCCAGCAGCAACUGCAGUGCCGUCGCCCGCAGCAUCCGUACCACAAGGCCCCAUCGAGGUGGGAUAUGAACGUCGUGGUUCGGACUCAGCCAUAUCAGACCUGGAGACUGAAGAACUGUACCAGCUUUUGUGA